CACAGUCCCUCGUAGCGAACAAGCGUUGCAUCCCCGGAACCCUAAACCCCAACCCCCCGAGCCACCAGUGCGCGAAGCAAGACGAGAUACAUGGGGCGGCGGUACUCAGCGAAGGGAAAGAAGAAGAGGAAGCUCGAAGACGGCGCGACGUCCCGUGACGACGACGCAGCGGAGUUACCCCCACCGGAGGACGACGAAGGGAAGGGAGAGGAGGAUGCAACGGAGCGGGACGAGACCGUGGAGGUAGCGGAGGGGAUUCCCGUCCUGCCCCGGCCGGUAGAUGGGAGGAAGCGGCCCCGGGCGAUCUUCGUGCUCGAGAGGGCCUGCCUGGAGGUCGGCAAAGUCGGCAAGACUAUGCAAAUAUUGAACUCGGACGAUCAUGCGAAUUAUUUGAGGAAGCACAAUCGGAAUCCUGCUGAUUAUAGGCCUGAUAUCAUUUACCAGGCUCUAUUGGCAAUAUUUGAUAGCCCUCUAACUAAGGCUGGGAGGUUACAAGCUGUUUAUGUAAGGACUGAAAAGGGGGUGUUGUUUGAGGUCAAGCCGAACGUUCGCUUGCCACGCACAUGCAAACGUUUUUGUGGCUUGAUGUCAGAGUUAUUGCAAAAGUUGAGCAUUACUGCAGUUGGGAGGCGUGAGAAGCUCCUUAAUGUUAUUAAAAAUCCUGUUAGCCAGUAUCUACCUGUUGGCUCAAGGAAGAUUGGCCUUUCAUAUAGUGCGGAUAAGUCAGUUAAUCUGAAUGACUAUGUUGCCGAAUCCAGUGAUGAUGAAGCCCUUGUGUUUGUGGUUGGUGCCAUGGCUCAUGGAAAGAUUGACAAUGAAUACACAGAUGAGUACAUACGGAGUUGGUGCCAUGGCUCAUGGAAAGAUCGACGGUGCAUAUACAGAUGAUUACAUACAGAUUUCCAGCUACCCGCUCAGUGCUGCCUGGUGUUUAGGUAAAAUAUGCACCGCUCUGGAGCAGAAGUGGGACAUCCAGUGAGGAAAUUUUAGAAACAAGCAGUACAAAUUUAUGAGCAGAAGUGGAACAUCCAGUGAGGAAAUGUGCACCACUCUGGUUAGUUGAUAGUGUAGGUGAGCAGCGAUAAAAGUAUUAACAUGGAUUCUUGCCUGCUGGUGAUUCUUUUUGUGGAGGGACUUGAAGCUC
Molecule: messenger RNA, 1144 nt
Organism: Triticum aestivum (bread wheat)
Lineage: Eukaryota; Viridiplantae; Streptophyta; Magnoliopsida; Poales; Poaceae
Product: ribosomal RNA small subunit methyltransferase nep-1
Exons: 8
Coding region: 91-888 (265 amino acids)
Biological process (GO): rRNA base methylation
Cellular component (GO): nucleus; small-subunit processome
Molecular function (GO): rRNA binding; rRNA (pseudouridine) methyltransferase activity
Source: RefSeq, a predicted model, not a curated record